Puntigrus tetrazona (Sumatra barb) is the source of this 7116-nucleotide messenger RNA. RefSeq names its product BAF chromatin remodeling complex subunit BCL11B a (gene bcl11ba). The record is from RefSeq and is a predicted model, not a curated record. Bases 1893 to 4337 code for a protein of 814 amino acids. The transcript is spliced from 3 exons. Gene Ontology annotation, molecular function: DNA-binding transcription factor activity; RNA polymerase II cis-regulatory region sequence-specific DNA binding. Gene Ontology annotation, biological process: positive regulation of transcription by RNA polymerase II. Gene Ontology annotation, cellular component: nucleus. Lineage: Eukaryota; Metazoa; Chordata; Actinopteri; Cypriniformes; Cyprinidae.
UAUACGAAACUCAAUAAGAAAUUAUCCAAAAAAUCUGAGCCACAUGACCAGCUUUCAUAUUACUGUUGUACGCUGAGUGUAAAACAGAUGCAAAGGAACAUCGCUUGCAUUUCACCCACUAAACUCAAAUCAUGCAAGUAUUUGCACACCACACCUUCCUAUUUUCAUUUCCUCUAGAAUUCAGUCUUGCAUUUCCACUCGUGCAACAGUUUAGCGUAGUGUUCAUUCAUUUGUUCAAACUGAUUGGAUCAAAUUAUUAAACCUCUGUUAUAUGUGGAUUUAAAUGGCUAAAAAUAUACGUUAGACUGCCUAACAAAAAGAUUCAGAAACACACAUUGACAUUUCUUCCUUCUGAUGUUCUUUUCCUCUCCAAAUGUGGAUUUAAUUUAAUAAUGUCAUUUCUGUAGGACAUAAAACACAUAAAGAAGAAAUGUGAUGUGUGAGUAUAUCAGCGCCUGUCUUGUCUCAUGUAAUUUAUUGCUUAUGAGGUAAACAGCACACUUAUGUCUCACUGAAGUGUAUUCUUUGUGCAUCCGUCCGUGCUUUAAUCUUUUCCAUCAAAUGAGUUGAAAUUUUCUGAUUUGAAUAUUUACUGUUAAUGCGUGACUAUAACUGUCGCGUUUAUUUCUGUCAAUUUAUUUAUUUGCAUAUAUAUAUAAAAGAUGUAAAUGUAAUGCGCGUUCACAUACGAACGGGAAAACUAUUUUACAAAAAUAUUUUUUUAAAGCUAUUCGCAACCUUUUCCCCUUUAAAUGCAUCGCAAACGUUGUAGCGCAAGCAAUAUUGCAUUGUUUUAUUUGCGCUAAAGCGGAUACAGACAAGCAGUGCGCCGGUCUAUCAGGUGCUGUGUGUUUGUGCGCGCGCGGGUGUGUGUGUGUGCGUGCGUGUGUGUGUGUGUGUGUGUGUGUGUGUGUGUGUAAGACAGCGGCUCGCGAUGUCCACGCUCUCCACCACUGUUCUGGUGAUCCGAUAGUUGUGAAAAGCCACCACUAGUCGCCCCCAGUGCUCUUGCAGUCUCCAAUUUUCUUUCCCACUGUAGACUUAACGUCACGUCCGCACUUGAACUUGAAUUUUAUCCCAUUGUACGGAGGCAGCCCUCGCCACAGAGACACAGAGAGCUCCCGGAGAAGCAGGACUCCGCCAUCUUCAUAGAGGCAGAAAAGGGAGAAAAAAAAGCUUCAUUCAUUUGGAAAGGAGGUGGCAAGUCCAUGUCCCUGGUCUCCAGUGCGCAAAGCCGAAUAGGGGAGCAAGUGCAAAGAGUUGGAGAGAGUGCAAAGUAACCGGGCAUCGCAUGCACUUAGAGCCCAGGAGAGAAGAAGAACUGUCCAGUGCUUGGCACACUCAAGUGCCAACUCAAGGAGAAAUUGGAUUCGUUUCAUCCAAUCUAAUAAGUAAUGAGCAUUUUUCUUUUUUAGAAUUAUUUUGACUCCGAGAGAAAAAAAUCGAAUUGCCUUUGACAAACCCACAAGGCGCAGACCGGACGAAGAGAAAGCCACCAGAGGGUCCGACCUACCCAAACGCACCGGGCAUCACGUUCUGAGACAUUUCCAGUGGUUUCUUCACAACUGUCACUCGUCAAGGAUAUUUUCGACCUCGGACAGAUCGCGCUCGGCACGCUGCUGAAGUGCAUGCGUGUGUCGCUGAGGUACUGAGCGUCUGCGCGUCUCUGGUCAUCUGGAGAGAGCCGGAGCGCAAAGACACUUUCGCUUCUCUCACGUUCGCGGGACACCUAUCUGUAUCCGCGGCCCGGAGCUGUGGCAGUUCUUUGGAAGUCCCGGGAAAAGUUAGUUACCGAGGGGAAAAACCCACGCCACGGACACGGAGGACAGAAGGCGCGAGCCGACUAUUCCUUGUGCGGGUCUCUGGGCGAUGCCAGUGUAAAUGCCAGGGCAAUGUCCCGUCGCAAGCAGGGAAACCCUCAGCAUUUGUCGCAAAGAGAAAUUAUAACACCGGAAGCUGAGCAUGUGGAUGCGGGACUGGCCGUGGCUGAUCUCCACUCUCACCCUCACCCACUGCUGGAUCCCAGCAUGCCUGGGCCUCUGCCUCCGGGCCUGGGUGACCACGACCUCCUCACCUGUGGCCAGUGCCAACUAACCUUUCCCCUGGGAGACAUUCUGCUCUUCAUCGAGCACAAGAAAAAGCAAUGCCAGGGUCUGACGACCGGUCACGGCUGCUACGACAAGAUGGCGGACCGCAAUAGCCCCUCGCCGCCCCGCACGGAGCUGAGGAAAGUGGUGGAACCGGUCGAAAUUGGAAUCCAGGUGACACCUGAAGAAGAGGACGAGAGACUGUUGACGCCCCCAAAAGGAAUUUGCCCCAAGCAAGAAAGUGGCCUGGCAGGUAGAGAUGAACCUUCGAGUUACAUAUGCACGACGUGCAAACAGCCCUUUACCAACGCCUGGUUCCUUCUGCAACACGCUCAGAACACACAUGGGAUCCGCAUCUACUUGGAGACCAACCCCUCGAAUACCUCCCUGACCCCACGGAUCACUAUUCCUCCCCCCAUUGGUGCUGAAUCCAUACCACAGUCCCCGUUAACCAACUUUUUAGGGGACAACAACCCCUUUCACCUCCUACGGAUGACUGGGCCCCUACUCCGAGAGCCCCCACCUGGCUUUGUGGAAAACCGCCUCCCAAAUACACCUCCCUUUGUCAGCCCCCCUCCUCGCCAUCACUUAGAUCCUCAUCGCCUAGAACGCCUUAGCGCAGAGGAAAUGGGUUUAAUCUCCCAGCAUCCCAGUGCCUUUGAGAGAGUGAUGCGCAUGACACCCAUGGCUAUGGAAUCCCAGUCCAUGGAUUUCUCCCGCCGACUUAGAGAGCUCGCUGGAAACAACAACUCCACUCCACCGCUGUCACCAAGCCGUGCCAACCCUAUGCAUCGUCUCCUCAAUCCCAAUCCCUUCCAGCCCAGCCCGAAGUCACCCUUUCUGAGCACCCCGCCGCUACCUCCAAUGCCCCCCAACAGCACCACCCCACCACAGACACAGGGCAAGUCAAAGUCCUGCGAGUUCUGUGGCAAGACCUUCAAGUUUCAGAGUAAUCUGGUUGUUCAUCGACGAAGCCACACGGGCGAGAAACCCUACAAGUGCCAACUGUGUGAUCAUGCCUGUUCUCAGGCUAGUAAACUAAAACGCCACAUGAAGACCCACAUGCACAAGUCUGGCUCCAUGACAGGGCGUUCUGAUGACGGCCUGUCCACCACCAGUUCACCCGAGCCAGGCACUAGUGACGUCACUGGGGAGGUUAUGAAAAACAGAGAUGGCGAUUUUAGAGGUGAGGGCAUGGGCGCUGAUAAUGAAGAGGAGGAGGAAGAGGAAGAAGAGGAGGAACUAGAAAAUGAAAGUAGGCCUGAGUCAAACUUCAGCAUGGACUCUGAGUUCAGUCGUAAUAGGGAAAAUGGCUCAAAGCCACCUUCGGAUGAGAAGAACCUCUCCUUGGGCAAGAUGGUGGAAAACGUAGGGCUCAGCUCCAUCCAGCAGUACAAUAACUUAAUAGUCGACAAUCGGAAAAGGCUUCCGUUCUCCAAAAGGAUGUCAGAAGUGCAGAGGGAUGCAGGUGAUCAUGAUUCAGUAGCGGGGGAAAUGGACCAAGUGGAGCGGGCGACUGUAAAUGGAAGGAACUGUGGUUCGGGUGACUCUUUCUCAGGCCUGUUUCCCCGCAAGCCCACUCCCAUCACUAGCCCCAGCCUCUCCAACUCCUCUAACAAGAGGAUCAAAAUCGAAAAGGAUUUAGACAUACCCCCAGCCCCCCUAAUCCCAUCUGAAAACGUCUACUCCCAGUGGCUAGUGGGCUAUGCAGCAUCCCGCCACUUCAUCAAAGAUCCCUUUCUUGGCUUCACCGAUUCCAGACAAUCUCCAUUCGCCACCUCCUCGGAGCACUCUUCCGAGAACGGCAGCCUGCGAUUCUCUACGCCGCCAGGGGACCUGCUGGACGGGGGCCUCUCUGGCCGCAGUGGUACCGCUAGUGGAGGAAGCACCCCACACUUGGGUGGGGGACCGGGACCAGGCCGGCCCAGCUCAAAAGAAAGCCGGAGGAGUGACACCUGUGAGUACUGUGGAAAGGUGUUCAAGAACUGUAGCAAUCUGACAGUGCACAGACGCAGCCACACAGGCGAGAGGCCCUACAAGUGUGAGCUUUGCAACUACGCCUGCGCCCAGAGCAGCAAGCUCACCCGCCACAUGAAGACACACGGCCAGCUCGGUAAGGAAGUGUACCGCUGUGACAUUUGCCAAAUGCCCUUCAGCGUCUACAGCACGCUCGAGAAACACAUGAAAAAGUGGCAUGGGGAACAUUUGAUGACGAAUGAGGUCAAAAUUGAACAAGCAGAGAGAAGCUAAGCCAGAUUUCCUAUUUUGCCUCACAAUUCCUUGAUUAUAAAAGGGGUAGCUGGAUACUCUGUUUUUUUUUUGUUGUUUUUUUUUCCGUUUGUUUGAUGUUGUUUUUUUUUUAAUCAAGUUAAUGGUCUGAGUUAGUUUUGUCCUAAGAAACUGCCAUCUGAGAAUGAUAAAGACAUUAAAGAAAAUCCCCCAAAAAAAAAAAAAAAAGAAAAAUUAAUUUGGAGCCGCUAUAAACCGCCUAUCUAUGAGUGGAUACAUUAGACAAUAUUUUAAAUGGAGCCUUUAACUGUGCAAUAAUUUCUGUAUUUAUUGGAUUUUUUAAAAAUGUUUUGGCAUGUGCAGGUUCUUUUUUAUUUCAUAAUUUUUUUAUUCCAUUGUCUUAUGAUUUAUUUUAAAUGCUGAGAUAUUGUUUAAACCCAAAAGACAUCCUGAGAUUUUUGUUUGUUUGUUUUUAGCAAAACAGAGUAUCGUUUGAGAAAUCCAUAGGCCGCUGCUUACAAUGUAGAUUAUUUAAGCUACACAUGUAAUUUCUUGAAGAGAAGCCGCAUUCAAUUUUCAAAAUUUGAAAGCUGAAUUGAGAAAGCUUUGCCUUUCUUUUUUUUUUCCUUUUUUUGUUUAUUAUUCACACUUACGAAAUGAGCGGACAACAAUCCUUAGACCUUGUAGCACGAACUGAUUUUAAGCAUGUCAAUCUAAUUGGAAAUGUAGCACUGAAUAUCAGUUCUAACAGUAAAUCUAAAGAGAACUGUGAGACUGAAGACCUCCGUCUACUCGAAAUCAAGGAGAGGAGACUAUAAAGACAGAGAAAAGUGAAGGCAGCUGCUUAUCGGUACCUAGUACCGAACCAGACAACGCUAGUCAUAGUAUGGAUUGUGUUACAGGUCUCAAUAGUCAAUUUUAAUUGCCAGCACCCUUUCCAUAGACACUGCACUUAAUUAAACCCCUCUUGAUUUAGCUAAAGAGCACAAUAGUAGUAGAAGGAAGACGGCUUUAAAACAACUCAGGGUGAGCUGCAUAGCUACUUCUGCCAAGUCUGUUAUCUGAUCUCAGCCGUCUUCUCUGAUAAAGCAGUCCAGUCCUCUGGUUCAGCUCAUUCACAACCCUUGUCUCGUCUCCACACUUCAUAUUACACUGCCAACCACCCCUAAAUGUCAUGAAUCAACUCCAUCUUUCCCAUAAAAGUGGCUUGUCAUACUACAUCGUUGUUAAGUUAAAGGGACAGACAUCUAGGCCAGAGGAUGAAGCAGUUUUCGUACACUAGGAGAGUGAUUUAAACACACACACACAACCAUCCACACACACAGGAAGAGAAAGAGAGAGAAGAAUCUUUACAGUCCAAUUCGGGUUAGUAAACCUAAAAGCACAUUAGUCAAAAGCAAGGCAGCACCACUGUUCUGUUUCUGUUUACUGACAUUUAAAUCUAAACAUUGUUAUUUUGUGUUCAGUUCUGUUGUUUCAUUUUUGGGUAUUAGGGUCUGAGGUUCUAGACGGAGUCACCACUUUAACCAGAUUAGAUUAGAAUUAAUUCAGUUAUACUUUCAGCAAUGUUGUCAUUCUAUUACGAUGUUUCUUAAAUCACUUGAAACAGCCCUAUGCAUUUUUGUACAUAUAUAUAUAUUUAUCAAUCAUUUUGAGAAACAAAUUUAUACUGCACAGUGAAUCUGAUUAUAGUCAUAAAACGUGUAUGAUAUUGACUUGAUCUGGUUAAUCUGGUCACGUCCGGUGUGUCAGAGCCAUCAGCAGGUAUGCAGAUUAGUCAAUUGCACAGUAAAGAGUGUAUGUCAUGACCUGUUGAGCGUGUGCUAAAACAGUAAGACAAUUUUUUUCUUUCUUUCUUCUCAUUCAGGACUUCCUGUGAUGUGUAGUUGAACGCAUUCUCAGAAGUAGCAACACGCUUACAGAAUGCACAGCUGAAUUUUCCCUUUUCUUUUCUCUUCUAUCCAACUGAUUUAUUGGCAGUUAAACAGCCUUCUUUCGACAAGAUGCCCUAACCAGCGCAAACGAUUGAAGCGAGGGAAUAUCGUGGUUUUAAAAAGAGCAAAGCAAACUAAUGAAAUAGAAAGAGAGAGAGAGAAAGAGAAAAGUAAACAUACGCAGCUCUUCGCAGUUGACCCGCACUUUAUUAUUUUGAUUUACAUAUUUGAAAACAAUAGCGAAAACGGCUUCUGAGCAAGAAAUUAUGUUAAAAUACAAAUUUAUUGGGCCUUGCUAGAGGGAGCAUCUGAGAUUGAAGUGCCAGUGUUGAUAGGCUUGGCUUUCACAAUGCUGGCACUAUAAAAAUGAAAUUAAUUUAUUUGGACAGUUUUUGUACUGCCAUUCAAUUUGACAUGAGUGUGCCUUGAAUACUGAUCUUCCUAUUUAUUGUCUUAUAAGACAAAUGCAACACUUUUGUGAAGCAAAGAAUUGAGAAAAAUAAUAAUAAUAAUUUAAGUCCAUGUGGUUUUAAUUUGCUUCAAAAAAAAAAAUAAUGAUAAAAACACAUACGUAGGUCACUUAAAGAACUAAGUUGAACUAAAAUGAAAAGUAGCCAGCACAAUACUAACGUGUGUCUAUGUGUGUAUAUAUGUAUGCAUAUGUACAUAUAACUGCACAAAAACACACACACAAUAGACAAAUAUAUAAAAAUAUAUAUAUAUAUAUGUAAAAUUUUUCACUUCAGGACAAGACUGCGUCCCUUGAAAAUAAUGGAUGAUUCUUUUGCUACAAAUAGUCAAGGAAGAGACUGGACAAAAAUCAGGAACUACAGAAACUUAAAAAAAAAAAAAAAAAAAAAGAAAAA